CAGCAGCUGGUCAGGGUAUAUUUCUCAAAACCUGCGUUUUGCAUUUGCAGCUUAUUUUUCGACUAUUUUAUUCCUGCAUUUCUGUCUGCUCCUACGAUUUCCCCCCACCCGAGUUGUAAUCUGUCGCAGAGAACGUGUAGCGUACUGGACUGAUCGAAAUAAGAAGCAGCUAUAAGCACAUCUCAUCGAGGACACCACAAUGAGCUGGAAAAAGGACGAGGACACGGAUGAGCUCGGAGCGCUUUUGCACCUGGACCGCUCGACUGUUCUGCAGGAGGCACGCGUGUUUAACGAGACGCCCAUCCGCCCGCGGCAGUCGCGCAUCCUGCUAGCAAAGAUAAUUUUCCUGCUAUACCGCGGCGAGACGAUGUCGACUACAGAGGCCACGGAGCUGUUCUUCAGCAUCACGAAGCUGUUCCAGUCGAAGGACAUGUCGCUGCGGCAGAUGGUGUAUCUGGCAAUCAAGGAGCUGUCGACAAUCUCCGAGGAUGUUAUCAUGGUUACGAGCAGUUUGAUGAAAGACAUGCAGCCCAAGUCGGAAGUCACUUACCGCGCCAACGCGAUCCGCGCGCUGUGCAAGAUCGUCGAUCCAUCGAUGCUGCCAGGAAUCGAGCGGUUCCUGAAGGCCGCGAUUGUCGAGCGCUCGCCGUCGAUUGCGUCGGCUGCGCUGGUCUCUUCGCUCCAUCUGUUUGGUGACGCUAAGGAUGUGGUACGGCGCUGGGGCAAUGAGGUUAACGAGGCACUCAACGGCAAGUCCUUGUCACAGGGAUCAUCAUUCUUUGGCGCAUCGACGAACCAGAACCAGGUAGUUUCGACCUCGAAUAUUGUGCAGUACCACGCGAUGGGCCUCAUGUACGCGAUCCGCCAGCACGACCGCAUGGCUGUUCUGAAGCUGGUGCAGACAUUCUCUGGCCAGAACAAGGGCAGCUGGAUGGGUGGAUCGGCUGCUACGUUGCGCAGCAACAUGGCGCAUGUUCUGCUGAUCCGCUAUGCAGUGCGUGUUAUGGACGACGACCCUAGUCUGGCACCACAGCUGUCCACGCUGCUUGAGGAGUGGGUUCGCCACCGCUCAGACAUGGUCAGCCUCGAAGCAGCGCGCGCCAUCUGCCACCUCAGAAACGUCACUUCCAAGCAGCUUACACCCGCUGUCAACGCGCUGCAGCUGUUCCUGUCGUCGCCCAAGGCCACAGUGCGGUUUGCGGCCAUCCGCACUCUCAAUGCCCUGGCGCGCACCAACCCGGAGGCUGUGCAGCCUUGCAAUGUCGACAUGGAGGGCCUCAUCACCGACUCGAACCGCUCUGUGGCAACAUUCGCGAUCACCACGCUGCUAAAGACCGGAAACGAAGCGUCGGUGGACCGUCUGAUGAAGCAGAUGCAGGGAUUCAUGGCUGAGAUCAGUGACGAGUUCAAGAUUAUUGUUGCCGAGGCCGUCCGCAGCCUUUGCCGCAAGUUCCCUGGAAAGCACUCGCUGUUCUUGGGCUUCCUGUCGGGCGUCCUGCGCGACGAGGGGGGCUACGAGUUCAAGCGCUCUGCCAUUGAGGCCAUUGUUGAUCUGGCCAAAAACGUGCCCGAGUGCAAGGAGACUGCGCUGGCCCACCUUUGCGAGUUCAUUGAGGACUGCGAGUUCACCAAGCUGUCGGUGCGCGUUCUCCACUUCCUGGGUGAGGAGGGUCCGCACACUGCUCGCCCAACCGUAUACAUCCGCCACAUCUAUAACCGUGUCGUGCUCGAGAACGCUGUGGUGCGUGCUGCUGCUGUCAAUGCCCUGGCAAAGUUUGGAGCCUCGACUGUCGGCGACGCCUCGCUCCAGCGCUCAGUCCGUGUUCUGCUCAAGCGUUGCCUCGAUGACCGCGACGACGAAGUCCGUGACCGAGCUGCCUGGGCGCUGCGCAUGACCGGCGACGAGAGUGUGCGCGACAAGUACAUCCGCGAUGACAGCACCUUUGCUCUGGCCGUCCUGGAGCGCAAACUGGUCGAGUACUGUGCUGAUCCGGGAGCCGCGCUCAAGGGCAGCUUCAACUUUGACAACGUGCCGCGCAUCUCGCGUGCCCAGGAGGUCGAGGCCCGCGACCGCCAGCGCCAGGAGACCAUGGAUGCCGUGCUCACCGGCACCACGCUCAAGACACCGACGUCCAGCAAGGCUGCAGCUGGUAAGGGCGAUUUGUCGGCCGACACCGCCCAUGAUGCUGGCGCCUCCUCCGGAUUCGUUGACAUCUUCGAGCAGCAGGCCAAGUAUGCCAGCCAGCUCAACGCGAUCCCGGAGCUUGCUGCGUUUGGCGAGCAGCCACUGGUCUCAUCACAGACACCCGCUGCCCUUACCGAGGCUGAGACCGAGUAUGGUGUGCAGUGCAUCAAGCAUGUCUAUAGCAACCACAUUGUGUUCCAGUUUGACAUCACCAACACUAUCCCGGAGCAGGUCCUGGAGCAGGUCGAGGUGGCUAUGGAGCCUGAGGAGGACAUCGAUGGCGUCCUGCAGCCUGUGGUUGUUGUGCCCAUUUCCGAGCUCAAGUGCAAUGAACCCGCCACCGCCUAUGUUGCGUUUGAGCACCUUGACCCAGAGACUUUCCCAGCGGUGUCGUUUGCGUGCACGCUCAAAUUCAUUGUCAAGGAGUGUGACCCAGCCACCGGCGAGCCUGAGGAGGACGACGAUGGGUUCGAGGACGAGUACUCGCUGGAGGCUGCUGAGAUCAAUGCUGGCGACUUUAUGCAGGCCACGUACAUUCCCGAUUCGCACGCACUGUGGGAGUCCCUGGGCGAGGACGCGCAGUCCGUCGAGACCUUUGCGCUGUCCAACUUUGACAGCAUCAAGGAGUGCACCGAGAAGGUCGUCGAGCUGCUCGGCAUGUGCCCGCUAGAGGGUGCUCUGACGCCCAAGAGCAAGGCCGCCCACCAGGCUGUGCUGACCGGCAAAUGGCUUGGAAAGUCAAAGGCAGUGGCUCGGGCGCGUAUGACGUACCAGAAGGGUGCUGGCGUAACAAUGGAGCUUGCUGUGCGUUGCGAAGAGCCCUCUGUUAGUGAGCUCGUUGUGUCAGCAAUUGCCUAAGCC
Molecule: messenger RNA, 3046 nt
Organism: Linderina pennispora
Lineage: Eukaryota; Fungi; Kickxellomycota; Kickxellomycetes; Kickxellales; Kickxellaceae
Product: Coatomer, gamma subunit
Exons: 2
Coding region: 200-3043 (947 amino acids)
Biological process (GO): protein secretion; endoplasmic reticulum to Golgi vesicle-mediated transport; intra-Golgi vesicle-mediated transport
Cellular component (GO): endoplasmic reticulum; Golgi membrane; COPI vesicle coat
Molecular function (GO): structural molecule activity
Source: RefSeq, a predicted model, not a curated record